GGGAUGGACACUGGCGUCAGAGCUGGUCCCUGCUGUUCCCUGCCACGUACAGCCCCGGGACAGGGACACGGAGGAGCCGGGAGCAUGGCAGGAGCUGCGGCCCCCGCGGUGCAGGGCACUGCACCCACCCGGCACGCCCCCAGGUCCCAGCGCCAGCCCCGAGGUCCUGUAUGGCUCUGCCUCAUGCUCCUGCUGCCCACCUCUGCCUCUGCCACCACCACCAAUCCUGGCAUCAAGGUCUGGCUGACCCAGGGGACACUGGAGUUUGGCCGGCGCUUUGGGCUGGAGCUGCUCCAGUUGAUGCUGCAGAGGGAGCAUGAGCUGAACCUGACGGGUUCCUACAACAUCCCACUCCUGGGAACUCUCACCUACGCUGUGCCACGGAUCCACAUCCACGAGCUGCAGAUGAACGAAUCCGCGCUGGGCUUUGCUGAGGACGUGGGGGUGAGGCUGACGGUGCAGCGCGCCCGAGUCCAGCUCAGCGCCGACUGGGCCGCCCAGCUGGGAGGCGUCCAGGACAGUGGCUCCGUGGAGCUCCGCAUGCAGGACGUGGCCGUGGCAGCGGUGCUGGGGGUGAGCGAGGACGGCAGCGGCCGCCCCACGGUUUGGAGUGCUGGCUGUGACACCCACGGCACCCACCUGCACAUGGAGUUUCACCGUGGAUACAGCUGGCUCUACAACCUGCUGGCCCCUCUGCUCCAGAGAACCCUGCGGCAGCAGCUGAACAAGCAGCUCUGCCUCGUGCUCCACAGGGGCGUUGACAGGCUGGACACUGCCCUCAAGAACAUGAAAGUGUCCACCCAGCUGGACACCAUUGCUGCCAUCGACCACUCCCUGCUGGCACCGCCAGCCUUCACAGAGGAGUAUGGGGACGUUGCCCUCAAGGUAAUGUCAUCCUGGGAAUUCCUGGGCCAGAUUUGGGAACUGGGGAGCCUGGCUGAUCCUCAAUCCAUCUGUGUGCCUGUGCAGGGAGAGAUCUUCAGGGUGGGCACGUACCCACAGAGACCCUCAGCAGUGCCUGCGGUGCUGCCUGUGGCACUGCCCGUGGCACUGCCGGUGGCACUGCCCGUGGCUUUGCCCACGCCCCUGCCCACGACACCGCCCAUGGCACGUGAGCCCAUGCUGCUGGUGGCUGUCACCGAGUUCGUCGCCAGCUCGGCCGCCUUCACCUACUUCACAGCCGGGGCCCUGCGCAGGAACAUCUCCAGUGGCAUGCUCCCCCGGCGGUUCCCGCUGCAGCUGAGGACCAAGAGCAUGGAGGCGUUCGCCCCUCAGCUGCAGGAGCGCUAUCCAGACCAGCCCAUGGAGCUGCACCUCUGGGCCCGCCAGCAGCCCCUGCUCUCCUGCCAUCCUGAUGCCCUGCACGGGACCCUCUUUGGCUCUGCCGAGGCCUUCGUGGUGCUGCCCAACGCCACCCGUGUCCCUGCCUUCCUGCUGAACAUCGAUGCCAACGUGACGGGGAAGCCGACAAUCAGCGGGAACAGACUCGGGGGCACAGUGAGACUGACAGGGCUCCAUAUAACACAAGUGGCAUCAAACGUGGGCCCAGUGGAGGUGAAGCGUCUGGAGACCCUGCUGAAGUUCGGGCUGUGGCUUUUUGGGGUUCCCCGGGCAAACAAGUGGCUCCAGGCUGGCAUCCCCCUGCCCCUCCCGCACGGCCUCAGCCUGCUCAGACCCCGGCUCUCCCUGCAGCAGGGCUUCGUGCUCAUUGCCACGGACCUGCAGUACGAGCCGUGAGAGCGCCUGCCUCGUGGGAGCCCUCCAGCCCUGUCCCCGUCACCAUCCCGGGAGCCCUCCAGCCCUGUCCCUGUCACCAUCCCGGGAACCCUCCAGCCCUGUCCCCGUCACCAUCCCGGGAGCCCUCCAGCCCUGUCCCUGUCACCAUCCCGUGGCCAUCGUGUCCCCGCGGCUGCCGAAGCGCCCAACCGCGGGAGCACCGAGCCCAUCCUCGGCGGGGAUUAAACGGGAGCGCAGCCCAGCCCGGCGUGCUCUGGGGUGUCCCGGGGAGCCCCCUCACCCUGUGUCCCGGGCAGGGUCCCAUUCCCGACCCCACGACGGGGCAUGGCUGUGUCCUCUGCUGCCAGGGGCUCCGGCUGUGCCCUGCUGGGGUCCGGCCCCUCUGGGGGGCUCCGGGCAGGUGGGGACGGGGCUGGUGGCCCUCGGGGACUGGGGUUCCCUGCAGUGCUCGCGGCUCUCUUGGUCACGGUGGUCCCCGUGCAGCUCCUCCCGCUGCCCACGGGAUGGUGCUCGUGUCCGCGUCCCGGCUCCCACCGCGUCCCCCGGGCCACGGAGCCCGCCCGGGCCCCGCCGCUGCCCCCGCCCCGGGGGUCCCCGAGAGGACAGGGGAGGGGGCUGGGGAAGGCUGUCCUGCCGUGACAGGGAUGUGGGGUGGCUCGGCGUGCCCCAUGCUUGUGACAUCCCAGAAAAGGCGGAGUGUUUGUGUGCUCCAAACCGCCCUGAAGGAGCCCCCACAAAGGGAAGGUGCUCCUUUGGAGGGCAGCCCCGGGAAUGCGGGGGGCUGUGGGUCCCAGCGAGGUUGUGAGACCCCUGCCCUCCUCCUCCCAACGUGACAACGGGUGCUGAGCCCAUGUCCCCAAAACCAGCACCCCCAGCCAGCUCAGAGCCUGCCCUGGGCUCCCUGUCCCCAUCACCCCUUAGUGCCCC
This is a messenger RNA of Passer montanus (Eurasian tree sparrow), 2664 nucleotides long. RefSeq names its product bactericidal permeability-increasing protein-like. The transcript is spliced from 15 exons. Lineage: Eukaryota; Metazoa; Chordata; Aves; Passeriformes; Passeridae. Gene Ontology annotation, molecular function: lipopolysaccharide binding. The record is from RefSeq and is a predicted model, not a curated record. Bases 4 to 1737 code for a protein of 577 amino acids. Gene Ontology annotation, biological process: innate immune response; lipopolysaccharide-mediated signaling pathway; defense response to Gram-negative bacterium.